AUCUUCCUCGGAGAGAAGAUAUGACAGCAAACAUGAAAUUGACCGGGAUCCUUUCGAUGUUGAAAAAGAGGGAAAGACACAUCAGGCAUGUAAAGAUGGAUCUCUACCACAGCAAAGUGAUGAGAAGAUGAUAGUACAUGUCACAUUCAGUGGCUUUACAAGUGAUGAGAAGGUGGAACUUCUGGCCAUUGCAAAAAGAAUUGAUAGUAUAAAGGUAGAAGAGUCCCUUACUGAACAAGUGACACAUUUGAUCAUGAAAACAGAUGAAAAUGAUAUGAAAUUCUGCAAUAGGACCCUUAAAUAUUUAAGGGGGGUCAGCAAAAAGUGCUGGGUCCUUAAUGCUGGCUGGAUAACGGACAGUGCAAUGAGUGGAAAACUUUUGUCAGAGGAAAAUUAUGAAAUCACAGGUAACAUUAUUGAUGUAGCAGGGACAAGGACCCGAAUUAAUCACUUUGGACCUAGGAAGGCUAGAAGGAGAAGAGGAAAAUUAUUUUCUCAUCUUAAAUUUCACCUUAUUGAAGAAAGUGAAGCAAUGUGCACAGAAGAUGCAGUCUUUCUUAUAACACAGUGUGGAGGACAUAUUGUCCAGGACACAUCAGCAGAGAUUCCUAAUUUAAUAUUGUAUCUUGGUGAUUGUGAGACAGAAAAUAAAGGAACAUCUAUCGAUAGUUGUGUUAGAGACCUCCAUAAUGUGCAAGAUGUCCCAAUCAUUGAAAGAGAAUGGCUUAUAGAUUGCAUAUCAUCAUACACUAGAAAGUGCUUUAAGGAAUAUAUGUUCCAGGUUAUGCCAGAAGAAUCAGGGACUCCAGAAAGAGAGGACGAAGAGUGGGUUGAUAAUUCAUUUGAUGAAGAUUACAUGCCAUCGCCAUCGGAAUUGAUCAAUUUUGACUCUAGCUCUAGCAAUGAAUCUGCCACUAGUCCCAUUCACCAUUUUGAUGCAUCACUGACAGAUUCAGCUGUUCAAAAUCAGAGCAUACCAAGCCUACCGUGUGAUGAAGCUUUGGCAGACAAAGAGAACAGUUUUCAUAAAGAAUCCAUUAGGGUACAGCAAACACACAAUCUUGGAUCAAGAAAAUUGAUCAAUUUUGACUCUAGCUCUAGCAAUGAAUCUGCCACUAGUCCCAUUCACCAUUUUGAUGCAUCACUGACAGAUUCAGCUGUUCAAAAUCAGAGCAUACCAAGCCUACCGUGUGAUGAAGCUUUGGCAGACAAAGAGAACAGUUUUCAUAAAGAAUCCAUUAGGGUACAGCAAACACACAAUCUUGGAUCAAGAAAAUAUGACAAGCAGUUCAUGUGCCUUUUUUGUGAAACACCACAAGCCAAACUUCCACGUCAUUUUAAAUCAAAGCACAGCAAUGAAAUAGACGUAGCCAGAUAUCUUGCAGAACAGGACCCAUCAGUAAAAAAUAAAAUGUUAAAAAGACUUCGAAACCUAGGAGCCCAUCAACAUAACCUUAAUGUUAUUAGAGAAAAGAAAGGUUCACUUAUUGUUGCAUAUAGACAAUCAGAAGAAACCCACUGGUCUGAAUACAGUCCAUGCCCACACUGUUUAGGCUAUUAUACAUCUUGUGUACUGUGGAAGCAUGUCAGAAGAUGCGAGCUAGCACCAUCACAACGUCAGAAAUAUGGCAAGAUUUUACACUUCAGCAAGAUGCUCAUGCCAGCCAGUGAAGGAGAGAUGAGUGUAGGACUAAGAAAAAUUUUCAUAACUAUGAAAGAGGACAUUGUAUCAACUGCUGUCAAAAAUGACUAUUUAAUUAGACAGUUGGGAGAAAAACUAGCAUGUAAACAUGGAAACAAUGGAGAGCAAUUCCAUUAUAUAAGAAAUUGUCUGAGAGAAAUGGGUCGCUUACUUUUAUCUCUAAGGAAGCAAACAGGAGCAGAUGAUGCAGAACUUUCAUCUUUUAUAGAUCCCAGAAAAUUUGAUAUUGUUGUACAAAGCACAAAAGAAGUUUCAGGGUUUUCCAUGGAAACAACAAAAUACAAAACCCCAUCACUUGCUCUAAAGAUUGGAUAUUCUCUCAAGAAAUGUGCUGGAAUUAUGAAAGGAAAUGCCCUUAGAACUGGUGAUUCUGAAGUGGAGGCAAAAGCAAGCAAGUUCAUUGAGUUAUAUGAACUAAAGUGGAAUGAAGAAAUAACACCUCAUGCUUACAGAACCUUAGAGGAAAUGAGAAGAAAUAGAGUACAUCUAAUUCCACUGACAAAUGAUGUUAUCCUCUUAAACAAUUACCUGCAGAAUGAAUUUCAAAAAGCCUAUGACAGACUUACUGAAGAAAAAAGUAAUAAAGAUGCAUGGUCCCUUCUCUGUGAGCUAAUUUUGGCACAAAUAAUAUUAUUUAAUCGAAGAAGACAGGGAGAGGCUUCAAAAAUGAAGGUUGUAGACUAUGAUAAAAAACAUCGCGCAAAUCAGGAAGAUGUUUUGACGGGGCUGACAGACUUGGAAAAAAACCUUUGUGCAAGACUGGAAAAGGUGGACAUUGUUGGGAAAAAGGGAAGAACUGUUCCAGUAAUUCUAACUUCAAAGAUUACCUCAGGAAUCAACCUUCUUUUGAAGACUAGAAAAGAUGUUGGUGUGGCAGAGUCAAACAGUUACAUAUUUGCCAGGACAAGCUUUAACUCAAACGAGCAUGUCCGGGGAUGUGACGUCCUUAGAGAUUUCUCAAACAAAUGUGGUGCAGAACACCCAGAACUCUUAAGAUCGAUGAAACUAAGAAAACAUAUUGCUACCUUAUCACAAAUAUUAAACCUGAAAGAAAAUGAGGUGGACAUUUUGGCAACCUUUUUGGGACAUGACAUCAAAACACACCGUGAAUAUUACAGGUUGCCAGAGGAGGCCAUACAAGUGGCCAAGGUUUCCAAACUGCUAUUAACCCUCGAAAGAGGAGAACUGGCCCUACAGAAAGGGUUGUCCCUUGAUGAGAUAGAAGUUGACCUCGAGGAAGAAAUUGUGAUGAAUGAGGAGGAGGAGGUGGAUGAAGAUGAUGAAGAUCAAGGGAUCCAUACAGAGGACAUGGAUGAAACUGGCGCAUCUAUACCAACACUUUCGGAUGAAGUGCCUGAGGUACAUGUGCAUGAAUUACACACUCACACAAAAAAGCGUGUUCCCUGGAGUAUUCCUGAAAAGAAAGUGGUUUUAAACCAUUUUAAGAAGACCAUUUUACUUGGGAGACUUCCAGGAAAAAAGGAUAUAGAGGAUCUAAUAAAAGCUGAUAAGAAAAGCAUUUUGACCAACAGAAGUUGGAAAAAUAUUAAGGACUUUAUUCGAAACCAUAUGACGAGCAUAAAUAGAAAAAAAUGAAAUGUCAAAACAAAUAAGAACUAAGGUCUCAUUUUAAAACAUCUAUCCGAAAAUAGAUAUGGGUUGGUUACAAGAUUAAAUUUCAUAAAGCUCGAAUUUAAUCUCGUACCAACCCGUAUUUAUAGCCAGAUAGAUGUUUCAAAAUGAGAUCUUAUUAGUCCCCUACCGAUGAAACCAGAGGGGACUAUAGGUUUCCUCUGUGUCUGUCCAUCCAUCUAGCUGUCCCCAUCUGUCUGUCAGUCUUUCAUACUUGGUUUUCCGCACUUUUUUUCUAAACGCUUGCAGAUAUUGAGAUGAAUUUUGGUAUGCCAGUGUAUUUUGAUGAGUUACAGAUCAAGUUUGAAUUUCGUUUCGCUUCAUUGUUUUUUGACAGAAUUGUGGUAUUUUGAAUUUUUCAUAAUUUAUAUAAAACAUCAGGUUCAUGCUGUGCUAAAUGGUAAAUAUGAAGUGAGAAAAAGAUGCUGAAUGAGUUGAAUUUUCUUCUUUAUGUGGAUAAUUUUAUUAGUUUAAAGGCAUUCACAACCUUACAACAAGCAGUUCUACCCUUAAUAUAACUUUUGCAUGUUAUAAAAUGACUUCUUGAAGAAAAAGAAAAACCCGGUAGGGGACAUAUAUUGCUUAUGCAAUACUCUCAGAAUGCUUGUUACUUAUAUUAAAUUUGUGACUUAUUCACACUUUAUAUUUGCAUGAUUGUGACAUUUAAAGUGUGAAAUGCAUUUUUUUUCAAACCCAACAGCAUGUAUGUAAUCCACUGAACAUGGGUCGACCCUCUAUGACGUCACUGAGAAAUUAGUUUAUCUAUUCGCACAUCUAUGACCUCUUGACCCCUGUACCGGUAUUUAUACAGUUACAGAUACACAUUGCUUUCAGUAGUGUAUAUAAAGGAAAGAUUUGCAAAUGUAAUAAUCAAAUUUUGGGUUAUAAGUUUGUCAUACCAUGAUACCAACUUGCAAAUUUAUUUAAGAAAGUCCGUAGGGCUUUAUUGAAUUUAAUCUCGUGACCAUCCCGUAUUUAAAUCCCGAUAGAUGUUUUAAAAUGAUACCUUAGUUCUUAAUUGUUUUGACAAUGGCUAUUGUGCAACAAAUAUGGAAGUGAAGAAGUAAAUCUCAACAAGGACAAAAUUUUGUUAAUAAUUUCAUAAAACAAUCAACUUUUAUGUAUACUUUAAAUGUGCACAAACUGUAGAGUUAGUAUUUGUUUGUAUUGUAUUAGUUUUUUUAUAAAGCAUACAAAAUGAAAAUGAUCAAUACUUCAUGCUAGUUGGCCUCUUCCUUUUUUUUUACUUUUCAAAGUAAACAUGUAGCUGCAAAUAUCCUCUUUACAUAAUAUAAUUUUCUUUUACAUCACAGCAUAUGAAUCUUUAAGAGUCAAUGAUCAUAUCAAAGACAUGAUUAAAUACUAGUCCUUGUUGUAAAUAUCAUAGGAAAGUGAUUAGCAUGUUUAGAAAAAACUUUGGAAGAUAGUAACUUUAUAUUAUAAAUUCAAAUAUUGUAUACAACUUUUACCAAUUUUAUGCUAGAGGUAUUCCUUUUUUCCUUGGAAAAAUAGGAUGUCUUGUUUGAAACACCUUUAAAACCUCUUGAUUGGUUAUUGUUAAAGAUUUUCUACUGGUAAUUGUAGUAGGUGUUGAAUUUGAAUUAUGUUGAAAAUUACAAGAGGGUAAGGUAUGUGUAUUAUUACCUUAACAAUUGAUUUAUUCAAAUUUAUAAAAGAAAUACAUUUAUAUAAUAUUAUGAUGUAAUCAUGUAAUAGAGGAUAUUAUAUUUAAUAUAUUCUGAUCUAUAUUUUUAAA
Molecule: messenger RNA, 5090 nt
Organism: Saccostrea cuccullata (small rock oyster)
Lineage: Eukaryota; Metazoa; Mollusca; Bivalvia; Ostreida; Ostreidae
Exons: 12
Coding region: 128-3298 (1056 amino acids)
Source: RefSeq, a predicted model, not a curated record